GAAGGUUGGUAAUAUGGCGAAGUAAUGGCGUUUUCCGCCCAGCCGGACCAUGGGCAAAACGAUCGAACGCACAGGGAUUUGUCCGGUAUAGCCAAAGUUUCGAGAAGAGAGAAAACCAAGUUUGUUCCAAAUCCCGCGGCCAAACCUUUCGUGCCGAGUUCUAACUUCGACUCGACUGGCUCUAACAAGACCUGGUCUACAGCUCACAGGGGGCAGAGCUCGUUAUUGCAGUUUCAAAAUGGCACCAAUAGAUACAAGGACAGCAAGACAUUAGGAAAUGCACAUCAUGGCUUCAAAAAUGGAUCUUUACCAAAUGGCAUCACAGGAAACACACUUCUUCAUUCUUGCACAAACAAUAAUGGAGUUCAGAAAGAAAAGCCUCUUCAUUCAACACAAUCUCAACCUGGAAAACACAUUGCACUUCACCUUCUGUCAAAGGUUCUAGAUGAUGAAACUAUCUUCAACUUCACUAGCAUCGAUGAAUCUACUAAUCUUCCUGGUGAAACCUUCUCUUCAGGCCCUGGAUAUCUGCCGCAAUGUCAAAAUUUUGAUGGCUCAGCACAUUCCUGGCCUCUUACUUCUACAACCAACCAGCACCAUUCUCAAACAGAAGCACCAUCUGUCACUAUUCCAAGCAUUGCACCAAACAUUGGCUCAUUUCCACGACAAAACAUUUGGUCACAUGAUUCCAAUCAUGGCGUAACACCUCCACUAUCUCCUCUAGGCUCAUCUCCUUCUAGCUACAAUGAAUUAUCUGCCAAUGAUAGCUUCAGUCUUCAAAAGCCUGUAAGACCUAACUCUUUACCAGAGUAUGAAAGAUUCUCUCCUUUGGUAAAUGGUUUCAUUGAUGAUCAAUCCCCCUAUCCCUCUCCUACUGGCCAAUCAUACAGCUCUUCUAAUGCCUCACCACACCAGUCAUUUCUUCCAAUUCAAGAGCAUUUCUGUAAUGGAAAGAGCCAGCAAUCAUGUGAAUCUGGUUAUGCUAGUAAUUCAAACCAGGGCACACAAAUGUCACCAUCAUCACUUCACUGCUAUGUGGCAUCAUCACCAGAAAUCCAGAGUUUUAUUUUACCAUUAUCAGCACCUGGAAGCCAGUACAACAGUUCUCCCAGUCUGUCCCCCUCCUCCCCACCCUUGGGACAAAUGAGAUUGCAUCGGAAGUACUUGAGCUCAGAAAGUGAACAAAUGGUCAGUUCCUCAAGGUCAAAACAGCAUUGUUUUAGAGAGAAAUCCUAUCAGUUGCAAAGCCCUUCACCCAAGGAGCGCAGAGAAAAUGGAUAUGUAUCAUUCAGUCCUCUACAAAGAACUAAAAGUCCUUUCACAAGUGAGCUUCACCUGCGUCUAGAUGAAUGCUAUGAGCAACUGCGAUGUCUGGAAAAGGAAAGAAAGAAGGCAGAAGCAGAGAUCUCUCAUCUGUGGUCAAGUCGUAGGCUUUCUAGUUCUGGGAACAGCAAUAACUUGAGGCUUCAACCGAAUCCUUCUCGUGUUGACAAGAUGGUGAUUGACCAGCUGCGAGAACAUGCAAAGGUUGAGACCCUUGUGAGCAGAAUAGAGCGCAUAAGACACUCUCCCCUUCAUCUUAGUAUCAGUGAAUGUGUAGACCAGUGGCAGGAGGCCAUUAAAGAGCUACAGGCCAAGAGAAGAGAAGAAAUAAGCAGUUGUAAUGGUGGUAAUGCAGGGCGUAGCAGGCUAUGCUCUGCUUCAAGGUUCCUUGAUGGUUCUGAUCUCCAAGGCUUGGUGACAGCUGUCAAAAACCUCUGUGUGCAGACGCGUGCCAUCCGAACGACUGUAUGGUGUGCGGUUCACCUUGUAACAUGCGAAAGCAUUCCAAGAACCAGUAGCUUUGCAGAAAGUGAGAGUAGUGCAUCACCAUCUGAAAUGAAUGUUCUAGAGGGCACAGGAGAGGUAUCAUGAAAGUGGUUUGAUGAAUAAUGAUGGCAAAUUAAACAGUGGGAAGACAAAUCCACAGUAAACUGGAAUAUGACUAAUACAGUUAAUGAACAAUGUUAUAAUGCAACAGCAAGGAUAUAAGCCAUACAGAUGCCUAUUUAGCUCUACAGAUUUAGCAGGACUGAAAACACCAUUGAAGGCCAAUACAUGCAGCACGAUGAUGAAGCAAUUUGUUUAAUCAGCCCAGGAAUGAACUUAGCACUGUCAGGAACAUGCAUGCAUAUUCAAGAGUAGGCACGAGUGUACUGCAGCUACUACUGUGUGUAAAGUGUACCGGGAGUUUAAAUUCACGGUAUUGUAGUAAUACCAAUGCUUCAUGGUCACUGUUAAUCUGAAAAGAGCUGAUUGUGGUGAUGUAACAUGGUUAUCAAGGUUAAUUCAGUAUGUGUAUUUGAUGCUCCAUGCACUGCGCAUCAUCAAUGCGCUAGAAACGCAAUUGUUUGACAAGGAGGAGGGACUAUACAAUGAACGUAGUAAGGUUAAGUGAUCUGAUCUGUCCUAUUCGCGCUUUCAUUUACAGUGUCCAACGAAGGCAUUGCCUUUAUUUAUGAUUAUUUAAUUUUAGAAAUCAUUUCAAAAUUUGGUAUCUUUUUGAGAUUUUCCAAGUGUGAUCAAUAUCAGUGAUAUUCUGGUGUCUGAAAUCCUCCUACUCUUUUUUCCUGGUACAGGAAUGGAGUUAUGGAAUAUUACCCCUGGGUUCCUGAGGAAGGGUGUCUGACAGAUACAGUAGUUAGAAUAUUGUUUUCUGAAAAAAAGGUAGGCAUUGGUUAACUUAGAUACUGGCAGAAAUAAUUUUUACAUACCGUACCAUAAAUUGAUAAAUACAAUAAUAUGCAGUCACAGCUAAGCAGAAAAUUGUUUUUUGUUUGUUUUUGAAACAACUCCUCAGUCACAGAGAUCAAUUUUUCUUGAGCAAACACAACAAUUUCAACACAAAUCCACGUUUCACAAUCUUUCUCCUUGGUAUCAACAAUAAAUGAACGUUACAGUCAAACUAGUCUCCCCCACAGCCGCUUUCAGUGUCGUCACGCAAUGUUUUCUCCCCUGAGUAGUUACUCGGGGGAGAAAGCGUUGCGUGACGACACUGAAAGCGGCUGAGGGGGAGACUACAGUCAAACAUAAUAAUUUUCUAUUUCUUGAUAUUGUUUACAAAUUCAUGGUCAGAAAGGGAAUUAAAUUUGCCUUGGAAAACUCCAAGGAAAGCUUUGUGCAGA
Molecule: messenger RNA, 3164 nt
Organism: Actinia tenebrosa (Australian red waratah sea anemone)
Lineage: Eukaryota; Metazoa; Cnidaria; Anthozoa; Actiniaria; Actiniidae
Biological process (GO): male meiosis I; mRNA stabilization; meiotic cell cycle
Cellular component (GO): nucleus; cytoplasm
Source: RefSeq, a predicted model, not a curated record